Dendrobium catenatum is the source of this 2995-nucleotide messenger RNA. RefSeq lists its product as uncharacterized. Bases 242 to 2821 code for a protein of 859 amino acids. The record is from RefSeq and is a predicted model, not a curated record. NCBI's taxonomy places the organism in Eukaryota, Viridiplantae, Streptophyta, Magnoliopsida, Asparagales, Orchidaceae. Gene Ontology annotation, molecular function: zinc ion binding. The transcript is spliced from 4 exons.
CAAUUUCUUGUUGAUUGCGUUCGUCCUCUUCAACCCGUCUCAACAAUUUCCGAUCUUUUUCCAGGUAAAAAAUGUAACUUGAAUUCAAUGCUUGCGGAAUUUCUCUCACUUUGCCGGAUUCUGGAUUUGCUUUCGCCAAUGCGGCGGUUUCUUGAAUUUAGCUUCGCACCUCCGCAAUUUGUUUGAAGAUAUGGCAAUGAAGUUAGGGUUUUAGAGGUUUUUGAAUUAAGGAAGUAACAUUAUGACUGAAGAAGUUGUUCCAGUUAUGUGCUAUCAUGGCGGAAGAAUCGUGAUGCAUGGUCGUAAACCUGAGUAUAAUGGAGGUUCUAUGGAGGGCAUUCUGAUAAACAAGUCAACUUUAUACCCUGAUUUAUUGAAGAAGAUGAAUGAAUUAACUGCUACUGACCCUAAAAAAUUCAAGUUGAUCAUGAAGUGUAGGUUUCCUACAAGCGGAUCGGAUUAUGUAGCUUUAGAGGUAAAGGAUGAAAUGACAACUAAAAUGAUGUUUGGAUUGUAUCCCCGGGUUUAUAGUUUGGAAUUAUUUCUGGAUUGCUUCAGAAUUAAUGAAAGUGCUGAACUUGAAGAAAGAAUAGUAAGAGAACCAAUGGAAAUGAGAGCUGAAGGUGGUGAUUCUCUUAGUUCUUCAAUGCAUGGUACAAAUAAGGACACUGUGACCAGCAACUCAAACCACUUACUCGAUAAUGCUUCUCAACCCAGGAUACCUACCUGUGAUAUCCCUGGUAGGACUACACGCAGCAAAACUAGAUGCUUGACCAAGUUGGGAGCAACGGGCCCUAUUUGUGGUUUAAAAUUUCCAUUUGCUGAAGCAAUUGCAAAGGAUGGAAAUCAUACAACCGAUCCCAUUGAAGUUGAGAAUAUGGAGGUGGAUUCAAAAGACAAUGGAUCAGAUUGGAAGAUCUCUGAUGAAGAAGAUGCUGAAGAUGAAGAUGAAGAUGAUUUGGUUAGUGAUUCGAUCAUAAGAUACACUUGUCGAGGCUUCGAGGACGAUCCUGCAUCUGGCGAUCGAUUACUACAUGAAGGUAAAAUGUUCAAAGAUAAGGAGGCUUUGAAGCAAUCACUACAGGAGUACUCUAUUAGAAGACAUGUUGAAUACGAAGUACUUAGAUCUACCAAAAAGAUAUUCAAUGUUAGAUGCACUCAGAAGGGUUGUCCAUGGCAAGUCAGAUCAAGACUGGCCAAGCGUCUUCAAAGAUUUAAAAUCAAGUAUUACGGCGGCGAUCAUACUUGCAGUAUUUCCACAUCAGUUGGUGAUCACAAGCAAUGUGAUACUAAAUUUAUCUCCAAGUGUAUAUUGCCAUUAAUGAAGCGCAAAUCAACAGUAACUCCUGCUGAGAUCAUAGUAUGGAUGGAAAAUGAGUAUAAUAUAAAGAUCAGCUAUUCAAAGGCAUGGUUAGGAUUGAACAAAGCUUUAAAGAAGAUUCAUGGCUCAUGGGAUGAUUCAUAUACCAUGCUGCAAGAGUAUCUGAAUGCCAUCCAGGAAGCCAACCCAGGAACCGUGAUACAAUUACUAACGAACGAAAAGGGGGAGGUUAGGGAGUUUCACCGUUUGUUCUGGUCGUUUAAUGCGUGCAUAGAGGGCUUUCGACACCUACGACCAUUGAUCACCAUCGACAGCGCAGAACUACAUGGUAAAUACUCUGGAAGUCUUUUGGUUGCAACCGGCGUUGACGGUAAUGACAGUCUCUUCCCUCUCGCAUUCGCUGUUGCCGAGUCCGAAACCGAGGAAACCUGGACUUGGUUCUUGGGAUGCAUUAGAAGCUCUGUAACAGAUAGGGAUGAUAUUACCAUCAUUUCUGACAGAGGGAGAGGGCUGGUGGAAGCUGUAAAGGCUGCAUACCCAUCCAGAUUAUCAAGCCACAGAUAUUGCAUGAGGCAGCUUUCAUGCAGCCUUAGAAAGGAAUUCAAAGAUGAGACACUGGUGAAUCUCUUCUGGGAGGCUGCGAAGAAAACCGAGGCUUGCGAAUAUGAUGAGACCAUGAAGAUACUCGGCGACCGGAAUCCAAGUGCAAGAGCUUGGCUGGAAAAAGUUGUUGCAGAGAACUGGUCAUUUGCACACGAUGGAGGAAAACGCUUAGGAAUUAUGACUACCAACAUUGUUGAAACUUGUGAUAGUCUUCUUAAAGGAGUAAGAGGGCUUCCUAUAAAGGUACUUGUUGGAAAGACUUUGUCCCGUUUAAGCAAGAUUUUCAGUAAACGCCAUGAAGAAGGAUCCAGAAUGCUGGGUAUGAUGACUUGCAGUGUUGAAUCACAACUGAAUGAAAUUGUGAACUUGGCUGUGCAACAUAUGGUGGAGCCAUAUUCAGCCACAAUCUUCAAGGUAUAUAGAGUAAAUCAUCGAGUACAUACUGUAAACACAGAGGGCUACAGUUGUACAUGCAACAGGUUCUUGAUUUCCUGCAUUCCCUGCGCGCAUAUCGUCGCGGUUUGCAUGAGCUUGCAGAUUUCAUAUUACAAUCUGUGUGCAGAGUACUUCACCUCCAAUGGCUAUAGAGAGACGUAUAAGGUGAAGCUGAAUGGUGUUGGAGAGGAGACUGGUUGUCUUUCUGUGGAAGGAGGGACGCCCAUUACACCACCAGCAAUGGCAAGGAAGCGAGGGAGACCAGCUUCUGUGCGGAUAAAUAAGGGCUUGCCGCCUGCAACCUAUCGCUGCAGUAAGUGUAAGCAGGAUGGGCAUAAUUUUAGAACUUGCAAGUCUCAGCCUGUCAGUGAAAUUCAGAUUGAGAACAGAAGUUGUUCACAAAAUGGUAUUGAUGAACGUGUAACUGAUUCAAGAGAGAAGCUUCAGAGUAGGCCAUUUUGAUUUUGUGAAAGCAGAUUGUUGGCGGUCAUCUGCUUACCCAAAAGCUGUUGUUAAGAACUUUUUUUUUUUUUUGAAGAACUUUCAAUGGUUUUUUCUUGAGGUGGAAUUUUAUGUUGUGAAAUGGGGAUCUGUUCUUGUUGAUCGCCAUUUAUUAAUGUUUUCUUCUGCUUACCA